This is a messenger RNA of Fomitopsis serialis, 3711 nucleotides long. RefSeq lists its product as uncharacterized. The coding region runs from base 1 to 3711 and encodes 1236 amino acids. NCBI's taxonomy places the organism in Eukaryota, Fungi, Basidiomycota, Agaricomycetes, Polyporales, Fomitopsidaceae. The record is from RefSeq and is a predicted model, not a curated record. The transcript is spliced from 7 exons.
AUGCCUGUCUCUGUCGCCGUCCUGAUGCGAUCGUUUCACCUCGCGCAUGGCAAACGUUGCAUCCCAUCACGCAACAGCGACUCACCCUCAAUCGAGCUCAAUCUUGCCGACUUCAGGCAGCUUUCCUUCGUCAUUGGCGCAAACUGGGCGGGUUGGACGAGGAAGGUCCCAAUGGCGUGGAAGGCAGACGGAUUUCUUCUGGGCCACGAGCCCAUAUCCGUCGUCUGUCGCUAUGGUCAGAAUACACCCAUUGGAGGAGCUGGUAUGGAGGAUAUCGAGAUGGAAAACUGGCGCAGGGAUCGUAACUACCGCAAGAUUCGCUACGUGGCAUUUGCUAUCGCAUCGCAGAUUUCAUGUUCAGAGGUUGAGGAAUGGGAAGAGAGACCAAUCGAGGAUGUCAUGCGGAGAGCGCCUCUGUACGACUCUCCAGAUCCUCGAGUUCGGGAGCCGAUUGAGGACCUUGCUGAAGUGCCUCUGCGGGACGAGGACGGCCGUGAGAUUAAUUUAUAUGACGCUCACGGGCGUCGGGUUCCUCGUCUGCAGGUUGCACCAUUUGCCGACACGAAGAUAUGCGACGUGAAGGUCAACCUUCGUACCAUUGGAAACGCGUUCAAGGCAGAUUAUGGUCAGCAAUACGCAAUGGACGAGUACAACGCAGACAAUCAGGGAGCCGACGACCCCAACGAGGUCGCGUACGAGGGUGAUGAUGGCGAUCAGGACGACGAUUCACGGUGGGACAACUAUGACAAUGUCUUGGGCGAUGAUGGCCCUGUGGAGCCAACGAUCUCCGUCUACCCCCAGGCGUUUAUCAGGCACAUCGGGAAUAUGCAGGCAACAGGUCCCCCGACAUCGCUCAACCCUUUCAUCAAAGCAAUCAACAAUCGAUAUCGCGACAAGCGUCGUCGCAGUCACCUGGAAUCCGUUGGAGACGAUGGCGAGGGGCGCGGCGACAGCGAUGAUGACGACAACGACAACGACAACGACGACAACGACGACGACAACGACGACAACGACCACCACGACAGUCACAUCAAAGCUCUUACUGCUGUCGCAUUCCAGGGUUACUCAAAGAUUUCGCAUCGCGUACGUCCCUCAGCAGGAAUGCACGAAACUACACACGGCCUGGGAGGAAUGGCGCUCGCAGGUGCUUACACUGCCAAGGGGCCAGCACGACGGGUCUUUCAAAACGUCUACAGCAAGGUGGCAAAUGGCAUGCCACAUCACCGGUACAAUGAACGCAUUCUGGAGCACGACGCUCCCCGGGAGCUUAGGGUGGAAACCGCCUAUCAGGUGGACAUGAACGCCCUCACUCAUGAGGAGCGGACUGGCGUCGGCCUCUAUCAAAACAUCCUGCUACCUUUGGUAAAUGCCUGGACUCACCCUCGUGUUAUCGACGAGUUCAAGCAGCAUCUGGUCGUAUUCAAGGGCGAGGUGUCGCCGGCAUACACUGCAUGGACGACGUAUGGCGUCACAUGUGUUCUAGAGAAGAUCUGGGACCUGAACAAGGACAAGGUUGAAAAUGUCGUCAACAAUCCAGCUGCCGAUCACAAAGACGAAGACCUUCCACCUGUUUCCGACAUCGAGAUCAUGGCACUCUGGGAGCGCAUCUUAGCCUAUGCACACACUGGGAAUGCGAAGGUGUUAUCACCGGCGCUCAUGCGCCGGACACUUCUCCUCAUUAGCCUCCUCUCCCAAGGCCUCCCUACAGUUGAUCCUCAGGUUAUGUCGGUCACUCCCAAUCGCGCGACGGCGGUGUUCAUCCGACCGGAGCACUGGCCCAUGAAGGCAGACAGCAAGGAGCCAGCUAACGCUUCCAAGAGAGCGCAGACGCUCACAUACGGACAAGCUCAUUUUGAGAUGGUAUUCACUCGCCUCCGGAUUUAUCUUGCCUCCUACCACAUGGCAGCGAAUAGAUAUCUAACACUUAGUGGACCGCUGCGACACGCUGCCAUCAUCGGCGAGAUCUUUCUGCACAUCUUCAUCGCCGACAUCAAGAGACUUGUGGCCACAUCAGUGAAGGAGAACCUCGCUAAGCAGGUCAGGAAUCGUCCGAUUACCGAAUCGUCGCUGGGCGGCGGACCCGACAUUAUAGUACGUCAGGAGCGAGAGGCUCGCCAGAAGUUCCUCGAUCGGUGGAUGUCUGCGUCGCGCCCUCUCUCGUUCACGCCUGGUGACACAAUGGCCGCUCUCCUUAUGGCGAUCACCGAGGACGCGUCUACGAUAGGACUUGGACUCCCUAAUCCGACGCAUCAGCAACUCAGCUUACGCGAAUUCGUCCAACAUCUCUACCGUAUGGGAAGGCCGACCAAUCCGGAUACGUUGCAGUCGCCCCUGGCGAAUGGAGGAUCGGCAGCUAGCGUUCUGCGCGUCGCAGUGAACGCAAUGAUCGCACAUGCACCACGGGAUAUGCGGGAGGAAACAAUAAGUCCCACGAUCAAGCGCAUGCGUAGCGAGGCUCUCGAGAAAUGGGUGUGCAGGGCGUUCGCCAAUGCUGUGCAGGAGCUCCAGAUUCACUUUGUGCCUGCCAAAUCGGCAUCUACCCAAGGUCGUCCGGGCCGGUGGGCAUGCGCCUUCUCAUGGGAGACACUCGGAAAGGCCGAUGCCCAGAGCGACCUUCUCAGAGAGCAGGCUAUCGAUGCGGCGCUGACGCCGGUACAAAUCAACAACAGGAAUGCUUUGGAGGCUAGUCGGCGCGCUGCAAAUGAUCACGUUCAUGUGAAAUGGAGUGCAAGCGCGACGCCCCUCCAGGAUCUUGGGGAAGCCAUGCGCCGUGAAAAGCUUCCUGAGGAGUUCGAGUUGCCCCCCAACGUGCUGCAGCUCCCCGGAGAGCCCAGCGCGAAGUACGUCCGCGACACGUAUACGUGGGUCCGUAGAAACUUCGCGCACGACAACCCAGUCCACAAGCUCGCUCUCCUAUGCGGCAUUGUCAUCUCAAAGGUUCUACCAAAGGUGUUUUACGACGAGGGUGCCGCUGAUGCAGUGCUUACUGGGAUGACUUCGUCGGAGACGAUCAAGAUCAUACGCAACCUGCCUUGGAUCGCUAAAGAUGGGGAGACGGAUAAUGGGCGCGGCGUGGAGACGUCCUAUCGGAGAGGUGCCAGCGAUCCCGGGCCGUAUCUAGUAGGAUUCGUCACUGCCAUGAUUGCCUUUCUCGAGCCGGAAUCGCCUUUGCGACAGCACUUCGCGGUCGCUCGCGCUUUGGGUAAACCAUGGACAAAGAGGAACAGCGCAAAGGGGAUCGGACACCUCUUGUUUGCACGCAUGGGCCUGGCAUGGGUCAAAGGCGGUCGGAGCUGCUUUCGAGCCUGUAGAUUUAUCAACGACUGGAACUUCCACGACAGGGCCACGCUGAUCAAGAUGUACGACAGCUUCACGGCCUCCUUAGGUGAUCUGCCGCAUGGCCCCUUUGACGUCGCGUUGAAGCUUCUUGGUGCUAAACAAGCUUUGGACCUUGCCCAUGACGGGCGGAUGUGCUACGCUCGCGCUGGAAUCGACGAAUCGGUGAGGUUGAACGUUGACAUUCUCGACUCUCAUUUGCCACCUUCGUCUCCACCGAUGUCCAUCUUUGACGACGACGAAUGGGAAGACGAUACACGCUCAGGACGUUCGACGAAGCGGAAGUCGGCCAAGCGCUCAUACGAGACUGCAUUUGACGUCGACGAGUUCGAGCCCGGCCCAUCGAGCAGAGUGCAGCGUCGUCGCCGAUCGUAA